Messenger RNA from Drosophila navojoa, 787 nucleotides. RefSeq names its product heat shock protein 26. The record is from RefSeq and is a predicted model, not a curated record. Gene Ontology annotation, biological process: protein refolding; response to heat. Lineage: Eukaryota; Metazoa; Arthropoda; Insecta; Diptera; Drosophilidae. Gene Ontology annotation, cellular component: nucleus; cytoplasm.
UUCUAAUCGCGCGCUAAUAAAAGUUAAAUUGAAAAUGUCGCUGUCGCAUUUAAUUACAUUGGUUGAUGCUUUGAACGAGCCUCGCAAUCCCGUCUACGAUUUUGGUAUGGGCAUGAAUCCACUUCAGUUCCAAACCAGGGGCAUGAACUCGUCGCUGCUGAGUCCAUGGCAGUGCCCACAUCCCGAGUGCCCAACUUCGCCGGUCGGAAAGAUUUUGGCCAAUCGCCGCGGACGUGGCGACAUGUCAAAACUAGCGAAUGGUGAGCUCGAUGCUUGGAGCAUGCCCGUCGCACAAGUGGGCAAAGAUGGCUACCAGGUAUGCAUGGAUGUCAGCCAGUUCACGCCCAGAGAGCUGAACGUGAAGGUGGCCGACAAUUGGAUCACGGUCGAGGGCAAGCACGAAGAGCGCGAGGAUGGCCAUGGCUACAUCUCGCGCCAUUUUGUGCGCCGUUAUGCCCUGCCCAAGGGCUACGACGGAGAUAAGGUCAUCUCCUCUCUGUCAUCCGAUGGCAUUCUCUCCGUGAGUGUUCCUAAGCCGCAGCCCAAUGAGGACAAGACCAAGGAGCGCGUGGUUCAAAUUCAGCAAGUGGGCCCCGCUCAUCUGAACAUCAAACGGAACGAGGAAGAGUCGAAGCCAAAGACCCCCACCAAUGGCAACAACACCAAAUAGAAAGCCGUCGAUCAGCGUUAACCAAAGUCAACCUCAUUUCUCAUCAUAUUUCAUGUAUUGCAUGUAUUUAUUAAAAAGUCAUAUUUAUUGUAAUGAGCAAAAGACUAAUAUGUUAAA